This is a messenger RNA of Papaver somniferum (opium poppy), 1866 nucleotides long. RefSeq names its product ankyrin-1-like. The record is from RefSeq and is a predicted model, not a curated record. Bases 291 to 1655 code for a protein of 454 amino acids. NCBI's taxonomy places the organism in Eukaryota, Viridiplantae, Streptophyta, Magnoliopsida, Ranunculales, Papaveraceae. Gene Ontology annotation, molecular function: protein binding. The transcript has 14 exons.
AGCACGCCGUAGCAAGUUCCGGUACUAGCGUUUCAUACUUUUAAGGCUUGGUAUCAGAUCACGUGGCAAAACCCUUGGUCGUCUCAAGUAAAACCUUCUUCUCUUUACUAAAGGUAGGCUAGAGUUGGAUUCUUCAUCUCUUCAUCAGGAAAACGCAGAAUACUCCCAUUCCUUCACCCCCACCACCCCACACCACCACCACCGUCUCUGCUGAGCUGAGCAACACCAACCAGGCUGAAGUUAAGUUUGGAUAAACGAGAAAAAACCCCACGAAUUUAAGAGAAAUAGUAAUGGCCCCUGAUGCUUCUGAAGCUCUUGCAGUUAGAGAAAAAGUUCAGCAGUUUCUUAAUGCUGCUCGUACUGGGGACCUUGAUCUAUUCAAGAAACUAGCAGCAGAGCUUGACGAUGAAGGGAAAGGGUUAAAGAAAACUGUUGAAGAUGUUAAAGAUGCAAAUAAACGUGGGGCAUUUCAUUUUGCUGCUAGAGAGGGAAAAAUUGAAGUUUGCAAGUACUUAGUGGAGGAAUUGAAGAUCGAUGUUAAUACAAAAGACGAGGAUGGUGACACUCCACUUCUUCAUGCUGUUCGACAAGGACAUAAUAACAUUGCCAAAUAUCUUCUCGAUUGCGGUGCAAAUCCUGAUGCUUCUAGUGAAUUAGGAGCCACUGCUUUGCAUCAUGCUGCUGGAAUGGGAAACACAGAGCUGCUCAACCUCUUGCUCUCUAAAGUGGUUGAGGUUGAUUCACAAAGUGAUGCUGGUACACCACUCAUUUGGGCUGCUGGUCAUGGACAAGCAAAUGCCGUGAAAAUUUUAUUAGAACACCAAGCUAAUCCCAAUGCGGAAACUGAUGAUGGUAUUACUCCUCUUCUGUCCGCUGUAGCAGCUGGAGCUUUACCAUGUUCAGAGCUGUUAGUUAAGGCAGGGGCUAAUCCAAACGUUUGUGCCGGUGGAGCAUCUCCUUUGCUCAUUGCUGCUGAAAUUGGAGAUUUUGAUGUUAUCGACUGCUUGAUAAAAGCUGGAGCUGAUCCCAACCUCACGGAUGAGGAUGGUCUGAAGCCCAUACAAGUUGCUGCUGCUAGAGGUAAUUCUGGUGUUGUGGAGGUUCUGUUUCCGUUGACAUCCCCUGUUCAAACUAUUUCAGACUGGAGCAUUGAUGGACUAAUCAAACAUAUGCAAGCUGAACAGCAGGAAAUUAAGGAAGUUGAUCAGUCUAAAGAUACUAGUUUACAAAAGCAGAAUAUUCCGGAGGUUACACCCGAGGCAAAGAAGAAAGCUCUAGAGGCUAAAUCAAGAGGUGAAAAAGCUUUCAAGAGAAACGAUAUUCAUAUGGCAGUAGAUGCUUAUACACAGGCUAUCAAUUUCGACCCAAGUGAUGCUACCCUACUAUCUAACAGAAGCCUUUGUUAUAUUCGCUUGGGACAACCCGAACAUGCCUUAACAGAUGCCAAGGCUUGCAGAGAGCUGAGACCAGACUGGCAUAAAGCUUGUUACAGGGAAGGCGCAGCAUUGCGUUUGUUGCAGAGGUUCGAGGAAGCAGCAAAUGCUUUCUAUGAGGGUGUUCAACUAGAUCCUGACAGCAAGGAGCUUGCAAUUGCUUUCAGGGAAGCUGUUGAUGCCGGGAGGAAAUUUCACGCUGCAAACCAGCAGAAGUCUUAGGAAUGGUUAUUGUUUACCAGCAACGGGCUUCUGAGAUUUCAGAGUAUUUAGUAUUUACUAUAUUUACAAAUUACAAAACGAUUUUGUGAAAUUUUUGUUUAUACUGUAGUCAUAAUUAUUUUUUUUCCAAGAAUUUUCUAAAUCUGUGCAAGGAAAUAGUUUUGAGUUUGUUUUACUCUUUUAUAGAAAACAGAUUUAUGUUCUUUUCGUC